AUGUACAAGCUUUUAGCUGAUUGCCUAUCAGUCAGUGUUGGGUCUGACUGUCAUGUGGAAGUACUCGGCUCAGAGUGCUUGACAGUGCUGAAUCUGAAGAGAAUUUCAUCACCUAGAACACUGUUUGUUGGGCAACAGGAUGUGAUACAGAUUCGCAGCUCUCUUAUAACUGAUUACUCAGCAUUUCCUCAUAAAGGAAUCAGCAUGUACAAUGAUUUAGUAGCAAAUUCAGCACUUAUACAGACAGGCAUUAAAAGCAUUGACACAAUAUUGGAAGGUGGCUUGCUUACAGGAAACAUAUAUGAGUUGUGUGGUCUUUCUGGUACAGGGAAAACCCAAAUUUGUCUUGCAACAACAGCACAUGUAACAUCAAAUUUGAAACAAAGUAUAUAUUACAUUGAUUCAAAUUUGUCUUUCUCAGGGGAAAGAAUGCAGUCAAUAUUGGAUGCCAGAUGUCUUGAUGAUGAGGAAAUUGGUAAUAUAAUGAAUAAAGUAAAAGUGGUAAAUGUUAGAAAUAUUUAUCAGCUUUUUUCGUUCUUACACAAAUGGAAAGAAGACCUCCAGGAAAUGAGGGGAAACUACAGCAUUCGUCUUGUUAUUAUUGAUUCAUUACCACCACUGUUUUUUAAUUUUUAUGGAGAAGGCCAUAAUGAUGGUUUACCACAAAUGAACCAUCUAAGUAAUCUCAUAAGACAUCUGGCUCAGGAGCACCAUAUUGCAUUCCUUGUAGUAAAUCUUGCUAUACAAUAUUUUGAAGCAGAUGGACUGCUUUCAGAAGGGAAAAUUAAGAAUGCUUGUGAGGAAACAAAGAAUUAUUCUAAUGUGAAACCCGCUCUUGGAAAGUAUUGGUUACAUCUACCAAAUACAAGACUUCUUGUGGAAAAGAGGCCAUGCAGCCAAGAAGCUCAAAUAACAGUUACAAAAAGUGCCAGUAUACCACUAGGAAGAAGUUGUAAAGUGAAUCUAAAUGGGAGAGAUAGUCUAUGAGUGCUGUUAUAUCUUUUGAGAAAAGUAAUUGAUUUUGUCUUGCAGUUAUUGACAAAUGUGAAAUAUUUCACAUUUUAAGCAUGCAACACUUUUCUCCUGUGCUAAAUAUCUUUUAUGCCAUGCUAAUUCAUUUUUCAUAUAUGGGUAAGUUUUAAGUGCAAUCUGUGGUGAUUUUAUUAUUGUACAAAAUUCUCAUUCCUCAAAUAAGUGGUGUAUUGAUAAAAUAUUGGUACUAUAUUACUGAAGAACUGUUUGAUUCCCAGUGUUCUGUAUUAGUAUUCUUUGCAGUAUGUUCCAUAAUUUAUAAGUUUGCAUUAAGAAACUCAGGGAAAUUGUAAUAAUGCUGAAAUAGUACAUUUGUAGCAUUAUAUAUUGUUAUACAGUGGUUAGAUAUAAAGUUGAGGGAAGUGAAUAGCUUACAAUAAAAUGUGAACAGUUGUGUAUUUAA
Schistocerca serialis cubense is the source of this 1435-nucleotide messenger RNA. RefSeq names its product DNA repair protein RAD51 homolog 4-like. Gene Ontology annotation, molecular function: ATP binding; ATP-dependent DNA damage sensor activity; four-way junction DNA binding. Gene Ontology annotation, cellular component: centrosome; replication fork; Rad51B-Rad51C-Rad51D-XRCC2 complex. Gene Ontology annotation, biological process: DNA strand invasion; telomere maintenance; reciprocal meiotic recombination. Lineage: Eukaryota; Metazoa; Arthropoda; Insecta; Orthoptera; Acrididae. The transcript is spliced from 6 exons. The record is from RefSeq and is a predicted model, not a curated record. Bases 1 to 987 code for a protein of 328 amino acids.